UUCUCUCUCUAUAAAUAUAGAUAUAUUAUCAUUAUUUACACAAAUACAAACGCAUGUAUACAUAUUUUUACUUUAAACAGAGUCUCUGUUUCUUUAAUUAAAAGUAGAUGGAUAGAGUGGCUGUGGCUUGUUUGUUUGUACCUCCCCGAGGCUGCGCGAUCGGUACAGGAACCGAAACGGAAGAAAGAAAGUGAGAGAGAGAGAGAGAGGGAAAGAGAGAGAUGGGAUUUUAAAAGCAAAAGCAAAGAGGGGGAGGGGCACAGGAGGCUCACCUCACAAGCCUUGUACACGUGAUAAAGAAAACACCAAAAGCACUUGCAUGCGUGUAUAAAGAUUCAUCAUCCUCAUCUUCUUUCUUUACACCCCGAAUUUUCCCCCCCAACGAAACCAUACUCUGAAUCUCAGACCUCGACCUUUCGUUUCUCCGCCGGCCACUUUUGCCUUUCUAUUUUCACCAGUCCAAGGUCUUUGCCCCUCUCUGUGCUGUGAAGGAGUUACUAUUUUAUCAGGCAGCAGCUAUAAUCCCUAUUUUGUGAGGCGAAUAAACCAACCAUAGGUGGGCUUGUGUAUGUGCCAUUCGGUGAAAAGAAACAACUACUUGUGAACGCUUUGCAUACGAAUUUCAGUGAGAAAGAUACAGUAGAAAACAGACAUGCCUAUAAGGCAGAUGAAAGAGAGCUCGGACCAGCAUCUUGUGAUCAAAACCCACUUGAAAAACUCCAUGAACCCACCACAGAAAACUCCAAAAACUGCUCAAAAUGGGAAAGGUCCACCACUCCAAGAACACCAGAACACUAAAAUCCAGAACCAGCCCUCACCUCCUUCAAGAAAUAGAAGAAGAAGGGGAAGAGGUGGUAGAAAAUCUGAUCAAGGUGAUGCCUGUCUGAGACCGAGUUCCAGGCCUUGUACUGUGGCCUGUAAACCGGUAAACUCAGCUGGUGAUCUUUUGGCUACCAUUCCUAAUGGGUCUACUGAAAAUGGGGGCAAUGUUUGUGAAAUGGAGAUGGGUUUCCCUACUUCGAGCAAGUCUUUGAGUUUUGCUCCUAGGCCUGGUUAUGGUCAAGUUGGGACAAAAUGUAUAGUCAAGGCGAACCACUUCUUAGCUGAGUUACCAGAAAAGGACUUGAACCAGUAUGAUGUUACCAUCACCCCUGAAGUGUCGUCAAGAACUGUGAACAGAGCAAUUAUGGCAGAGCUUGUAAGGCAGUACAAGGAAUCUGACUUAGGCAUGAGAUUGCCUGCGUAUGAUGGCAGAAAGAGUCUGUACACAGCUGGUGAGCUUCCUUUUGCUUGGAAGGAGUUUACCAUUAAGCUUGUAGAUGAAGAUGAUGGAACAAACGGUCCCAAAAGAGAAAGAGAAUAUAGAGUGGUGAUUAAAUUUGUUGCUCGGGCGAAUUUGCAUCAUUUGGGCCAGUUUUUGGCUGGUAAUCGUGCUGACGCUCCCCAAGAAGCUCUGCAAAUUCUUGACAUUGUGUUAAGAGAGCUUUCAGUAAAGAGGUAUUGCCCCAUCGGGAGAUCCUUUUUUUCUUCUGAUAUAAGAGCACCACAACGGCUUGGGGAUGGCUUAGAGUCCUGGUGUGGCUUUUACCAGAGUAUAAGGCCUACCCAGAUGGGCCUGUCCCUGAAUAUUGAUAUGGCUUCAGCUGCUUUCAUUGAGCCUCUUCCCGUUAUUGAAUUUGCUGGCCAACUUUUAGGGAAAGAUGUUCUAUCAAGGCCAUUGUCCGAUUCUGAUCGUGUGAAGAUUAAAAAGGCCCUUAGAGGAGUGAAAGUUGAAGUAACUCAUAGAGGUAAUGUAAGAAGAAAGUAUCGUGUUUCUGGAUUAACGUCUCAACCGACAAGAGAACUAGUGUUUCCCGUUGAUGAGAACUCGACCAUGAAGUCUGUUGUUGAAUACUUCCAAGAAAUGUAUGGAUUCACCAUUCAACAUAGUCAUCUACCUUGCCUUCAAGUUGGAAACCAGAAGAAAGCAAAUUAUUUACCCAUGGAGGCAUGCAAAAUUGUUGAGGGACAACGAUACACAAAAAGGUUAAAUGAGAAACAAAUCACUGCUCUACUAAAAGUCACAUGUCAAAGGCCAAGGGAGCGGGAAAAUGACAUUUUGCAGACGGUUCAACAUAAUGCUUAUGAUCAAGACCCUUAUGCAAAUGAGUUUGGGAUCAAAAUCAGUGAAAAGCUAGCUUCUGUUGAGGCUCGAAUUCUCCCCGCCCCUUGGCUAAAAUAUCAUGAAACUGGAAAAGAAAAGGAUUGUUUGCCUCAAGUUGGUCAGUGGAAUAUGAUGAAUAAGAAAAUGAUUAAUGGGAUGACUGUAAACCGGUGGGCAUGCAUUAACUUCUCACGUAGUGUUCAAGAGAAUGUUGCUCGUGGAUUUUGUAGUGAGCUUGCGCAAAUGUGCCAAGUAUCUGGCAUGGAAUUUAACCCAGAUCCUGUAAUUCCAAUAUACACUGCUCGUCCUGAGCAAGUAGAAAAAGCUUUAAAGCAUGUUUAUCAUGUGUCCAUGAACAAAACCAAAGGAAAAGAGCUGGAACUUCUAUUGGCGAUUUUGCCUGAUAAUAAUGGCUCACUCUAUGGAGAUCUCAAGCGAAUAUGUGAAACUGAUCUUGGCUUAUUAACACAAUGCUGUCUCACAAAACAUGUUUUCAAAAUCAGCAAGCAGUACUUGGCUAAUGUGUCGCUUAAGAUCAAUGUUAAGAUGGGCGGUAGGAACACUGUACUUUUGGAUGCCAUCAGUUGCAGAAUACCUUUAGUUAGUGACAUACCAACCAUUAUUUUUGGAGCCGAUGUCACUCACCCAGAGAAUGGGGAAGACUCAAGCCCAUCAAUAGCUGCUGUAGUAGCUUCUCAGGACUGGCCUGAAGUGACGAAAUAUGCUGGAUUAGUAUGUGCUCAAGCUCACAGACAGGAACUCAUCCAAGAUUUGUACAAAACAUGGCAAGAUCCUGUUCGUGGUACUGUUAGUGGUGGCAUGAUCAGGGAUCUUUUAAUUUCUUUUAGGAAGGCAACAGGCCAGAAGCCACUGAGGAUAAUAUUUUACAGGGAUGGUGUAAGUGAAGGGCAGUUCUAUCAAGUUCUACUUUAUGAGUUAGAUGCCAUACGGAAGGCUUGUGCUUCUCUAGAACCAAACUAUCAGCCACCAGUAACUUUUAUUGUAGUACAAAAACGACACCACACUCGGCUGUUUGCUAACAACCACAGGGACAGAAGUAGCACAGAUAAGAGUGGGAACAUAUUACCUGGCACUGUGGUUGAUACUAAAAUCUGCCAUCCAACAGAAUUUGACUUUUAUCUCUGCAGCCAUGCCGGAAUACAGGGGACGAGUAGGCCAGCUCACUACCAUGUUCUCUGGGAUGAAAACAAUUUUACAGCAGAUGGAAUUCAGUCUUUAACCAACAACCUCUGUUACACGUAUGCAAGGUGCACGCGUUCUGUCUCUGUUGUUCCUCCAGCAUAUUAUGCACAUUUGGCUGCUUUCCGCGCAAGAUUCUACUUGGAACCAGAUGUGCAGGAGAAUGGCUCUAAUGGCAGUGGCCAUGCUACAAAGACCACACGAACAGGAGAUGCCGGUGUCCGACCAUUGCCUGCUCUAAAAGAGAAUGUGAAGAGAGUAAUGUUCUACUGCUAAGCUUGGUUUGGUGCAGCAGUUUGUGGGAGACCGGCCAUACUAAAUGGUCUUUCAUUCCUCAGAUUCCUUUGUACAUUAUCAGUGACAUGAUCGCUAGGUUUUCCCUUCUAGGAAGCGGUUAAACUGAAAAAGUUUAGGGGUAAUAGUCCUGGAAAGUUAUUUAGGGGUAAUAGUCCUUGAAAGUUAAUUGGAAUCGUUUAGAGUAGGUGAGUUGUGAAAUCCCUUUUAGUUUUUAGAGGGAAGAAUGUAAAAGUAGGGCUCAUGUAAAGAAAUGUUUUUUUUUUCUAUGUAUGAAUCAAUGUUGUGUAGGAAAUUUUGUUGCUCAUUUGAGAAAAAUGAAUUGCAGAUGCACUGUGGAAGUGAUUUUCU
This is a messenger RNA of Tripterygium wilfordii, 3988 nucleotides long. Its product is annotated as protein argonaute 10-like. The record is from RefSeq and is a predicted model, not a curated record. Gene Ontology annotation, molecular function: protein binding; RNA binding. Gene Ontology annotation, biological process: regulatory ncRNA-mediated post-transcriptional gene silencing. Bases 653 to 3619 code for a protein of 988 amino acids. The transcript is spliced from 22 exons. Lineage: Eukaryota; Viridiplantae; Streptophyta; Magnoliopsida; Celastrales; Celastraceae. Gene Ontology annotation, cellular component: cytoplasm.